GUUUUACUUACAUAUUCUAAAAUAAUUAUGAGAUGAGUUAAUAUUUAAGUAUUUACUAAGUUCCGCCUCUGAGUUGCUGUUCGCCCUUCGUCCUAUCCGCUGCCUCCGCUCAUCGUCGGCGUCUUGCGACCCUCUUUCGGGCCUUCUCGAUCCAGUCUCACCUCCCUCUGUUUGUUUUGUCUUUUGCAUCUCAAAUUGUUCUUUGUCAAGUGGUGAUUGGAAUCAAUUUGCUUCAUACCAAUGGCGAGACAACUCUCAACCAAAAUCCUGAGGGCCACAGCAAGUUCUGUUUCCAAUGCAAAGGUUGGAUUUGGUCCAUUCUCUAUGCAAUAUAUGAAUUACUCAACCAAGCAAAGUGGUGAUUCUGAUGUUGCCACCUCUAUUACAUACCCAUCAAAGAUAACUACCGAUCGCAACACACAUGAAGACUUUCAGCCAACGAACAAAAGUACCGGCUCUUUAUUGGAUAUUGUAGACAAGGAUGUGAAAGAAAACCCAGUCCUGAUCUAUAUGAAAGGUCUUCCAGGUGCACCUCGAUGUGGAUUCAGUGCCCUGGCUGUGAAGGUUCUACGGCAAUACGAUGUUCCUAUUAAGGCAAUAGAUAUUUUGGGAGAUCUUAAGCUCCAAGAAAGUGUGAAGGCUUACACCAAUUGGCCCACAUUUCCUCAAGUAUUUAUAAAACGAGAGUUUGUUGGGGGACCAGACAUGUUGCUCAAUAUGCAUCAGAACGGUGAACUCAAAGAUUUGCUGGUGGGCAUCAAUCCUGAUGGCGCAACCAAGUUAGGCUGAUGGGAGAAUAGAACUGAGUUUUUUGAUAGAGAAUCCUACUCGAGUCCUUAAAAGUUUUUUUUUUUCUAAACUAUUUUCACUAGAGGUUGCAAUUGUCUGGACAUUUCCGCCUGAAGUUGGGAUUGCUGUUUUAUAAAGUUUGUUUUGCAAAAUAUUUUUCUAUGCACA
Molecule: messenger RNA, 957 nt
Organism: Zingiber officinale
Lineage: Eukaryota; Viridiplantae; Streptophyta; Magnoliopsida; Zingiberales; Zingiberaceae
Product: monothiol glutaredoxin-S4, mitochondrial-like
Exons: 7
Coding region: 241-789 (182 amino acids)
Source: RefSeq, a predicted model, not a curated record